Molecule: messenger RNA, 1723 nt
Organism: Pleuronectes platessa (European plaice)
Lineage: Eukaryota; Metazoa; Chordata; Actinopteri; Pleuronectiformes; Pleuronectidae
Product: free fatty acid receptor 2
Exons: 2
Coding region: 192-1112 (306 amino acids)
Biological process (GO): cellular response to fatty acid; G protein-coupled receptor signaling pathway
Cellular component (GO): plasma membrane
Molecular function (GO): G protein-coupled receptor activity
Source: RefSeq, a predicted model, not a curated record
GUGGCUCCAUAUACAGCAAAUAAAUUUGACUCUGGGCUGGAGUGCGACUCACCUCUUGGCGGAAAUCAAUUGAUAUCAGCUCAUCUUUGAAAGCUAGAGGCACAGCAACGGAAAACAAAACAUACAACUCUAUUUGUUUCUUCAUUGAAGCCUUAACAUUCAUAAAACGUCUUCUCUUUGGUCCGUAGAUCAUGGUGAGCAGCGGGUUGAUUCUCUCGGUGUACAUAAUUACCUUCGUGUUUGGCUUCCCAGCCAACCUCCUGGCUCUCUAUGCCUUCAGUGCCAAGAUCCAUGUCAAGGCAAAUCCAACAGACAUCCUGCUACUCAAUCUGACCGUCUCCGACCUGCUCUUCUUGCUCAUCCUUCCUCUCAAGAUGUACGAGGCCAUGUCAGGCAUGACGUGGAAUCUGCCCAGCUUCCUGUGCUCCAUCACUGCCUUCAUCUUCUUCUCCACCAUCUACACCAGCUCCUUGUUGCUGAUGGCUGUCAGUCUGGUUCGCUACAUUGCACUCGCCUUCCCUAUCACCUAUCAUCGGCUGCACAAACCUGUGUAUGCAGUAGUGAUGGGUGCAGUCAUUUGGCUGAUCUCCUUAGCAAACUGCAGUAUCACUUUCAUCACCCAGUACCACCCAGCCCUAGCCAGUGAAACCCUUGAUGGCCAGGCCCAUGCUUGCUAUGAGAACUUUACGGAGAAGCAGCUGGAUGUCGUCCUCCCGAUACGUUUGGAGAUUUUCUUUGUCUUCUGCCUUGUUCCUCUUGUAAUUUGUGUUUACUGCUACGUGCAAUGCAUCUUGAUCCUGUACAGCCGCCCCAGGAUAUCCCGCAUGCAGAAACAGAAAGCCAUCGGUAUGGCCUUGGGGACUCUGGCCGUGUUCUUCAUUUGCGUGUUACCAUACAAUAUCUCUCAUUUAGUGGGUUUCAUUGAGGGUAAGAGUCCAGAGUGGAGGUACUACGUUUUGCUGCUUAGCACCUUCAACACCUGCAUUGAUCCCAUCAUCUUCUACUUUUCUUCCUCUAGCUUCCACUGCAACAGUAAAAAGUCAAUUUUCAGGAAACGUAAACUCACUGUUUUAGAGUUACAAAAGCAGGUCACAGGCUCUAACCCAGGGUAAUAGACACUGUCCAGCUUUAAUGUUAUUAUUGUACUGUAUAUUAAUCCAUUAUUAUUCCUAUUACCUCUACCACUUAUCCUGGAGCCAAUCCUACCCAGAAAGAAUUACCAUAUGCUUCAGAAGAUGUUUAGUUCAAGCUUAAAUUUCAUAUUUAUUUAUCUUUAUAAAACAAUGUCUUAAAAAAUCUGAGGUGUUAUUUGAUCCUGUUGAAAGUGACUGUGAUGCUUUCGAAAACAAUGUCGACCUUUUUAAUACAAAAUAAAGAGACAUUUGAUUGGGAUAUGCAAAUUCCAAAUUUUAUUAUUUUACAGUAGGUUCUCUAUUUUUCUGGGAAAUCAUUUGCGCCCUUGACAAAGUAACUUGUGUUUACUUUAACGCGGGCCAGCCACUCUUCUGCACUCGUGCAUUCUGUAGGCACACAUGUAGAAUAUACCUGCAACAAAAAACAAAACAAAAGUCAGCACACAGUAUGUCAAGUACAAGAUGGUCGCACAGAAAAUUAGUUAUUUAAAAGACAAUAUUUCUUAUUUUUUAGUUAUCCAGUAUAUCUGAAGCUUUUUGUGGGAGUUUGAAAAGUUUCAAAAGCCUCCUUUACAAUUGUUGUGAAUAAA